UAUUUGUGAAAAAGAGAAUACAAAAAGUAUGGGCCAGGAUUGAAGGAGUUGAAAUAAAAUGGCCCAUAAAAAUUAGGGUUAGAUGAAUGAAAUUGGGGAGAAGAGGGAGUGAAGAAGGAAUGGCGAUUGAGAAGGCAAAACGAAAAUCAAAUAGUAACAGUGAGGGCGUGAGAAGAGAGAAGAAGAAGAAGAAGACGAAGAAGCACGAGGAAGAGGAGGCAAUUGAUGCAUCGGAAUCAGCGCAGUUGAAUUUCUUGCAGUCGGCGAUGGGUAUUCAGCUUUCUUCGCUCGAGUUGGAAUCCCUCAAAGAUAGGUGCAUCCUGGAGGCUGAUUCAGACGUUGAAAUGUUGGGGAAAAACAUUAAGGCAGCGUUUGGCGCCUCAUGGAAAGAGGUCUUGUGCGAAGGGCAGGGCAAAGUUGAUGCCGGAAGCCCCGCGGUUCUGAUUCUAACUUCCUCUGCCCUCAGAUGCAUUCAUCUUUUAAGGGGCUUUCGCUCUAUGACUAAACAAUGCCAUGCUGCAAAGCUAUUCUCAAAGCAUAUGAAGCUUCAGGAACAGAUUGCUUUGUUAAAAAACCGUGUUAAUAUUGCUAGCGGCACACCAAGCAGGAUAAAGAAGCUAAUGGAUGCUGAGGCAUUAGGCCUGUCAAGGUUGCAAGUACUUGUACUUGAUUUACAUCCUGAUGUGAAGGGUUAUUCGUUGUUUACCCUUCCACAAGUCAGAGAUGAAUUCUGGGAGCUGUUCAAGAAUUACUUUUAUCAACCGAUGAUCCAGGGUGAUCUGCGUAUUUGUCUCUAUGGUUACCAGGAGGCUGCUCGUUUAAAGGGAAAACAUAAAAAAGGAGAUACAAUACCUGAUACGUAAUAUACGAAGUUAAUCGUCCAUGUUUUGAUUUUGACUUGUUGUAUUCUUAGAAGUUAAUUAUUUUAUUACGCCUUCAUUUUAUCUACAAAUGACAUGUUUCUCAUCAACGGAAUGGCCUUGCCUUUGACGAAGAAAGGGUGACAUUAUACGUGGUGGAAAAAUACAUUAAAAAAAAAAACACUUUUUUAUGAUAAAUUACUAA
This is a messenger RNA of Cajanus cajan (pigeon pea), 1065 nucleotides long. Its product is annotated as U3 containing 90S pre-ribosomal complex subunit. The record is from RefSeq and is a predicted model, not a curated record. Gene Ontology annotation, cellular component: nucleus; 90S preribosome. Lineage: Eukaryota; Viridiplantae; Streptophyta; Magnoliopsida; Fabales; Fabaceae.